Messenger RNA from Rhipicephalus microplus (southern cattle tick), 5581 nucleotides. RefSeq names its product ankyrin repeat and IBR domain-containing protein 1-like. The record is from RefSeq and is a predicted model, not a curated record. NCBI's taxonomy places the organism in Eukaryota, Metazoa, Arthropoda, Arachnida, Ixodida, Ixodidae. Gene Ontology annotation, molecular function: zinc ion binding; protein binding; ubiquitin-protein transferase activity. Gene Ontology annotation, biological process: protein ubiquitination.
GGCCUCGAGUGGCGAAGCGUCAUGUUAGUCAUGUGCUUGUGUGUUCAUCCUGCGACUGCAGCUCCCGUGAGCACGUUACUCGAAGGAAACUUUGCCGAGAAGGUUGCAGGGUGUUGUGUAAGCACGCGGAUGAGAUCUGGAGCCCUGCAGAACUGUAGGUGCGGGCGCUGCGCGAUGUUCAGAUAGUGGCCUGUUCGACGAAACUUUGUUGAAUGAGUAUGAGUGGCUUUGUCUCUUAGCUUUGCUUCCAGUGUGCCACGAUGUCUUGAAGAGACAGAACGUAGACUUUUCUUAGGUUAGGCUUUUUGGUUUGCUUCCGGGUUCGCGCCGGGAAUGAACUGUUUCGCUGUAGCGAGGCAACGACGAUUUAUGCGAGUGCUAGCGGCGAUCAGCUGACUUGGUCAUGGGAAGCACGUCGAGCAAGUUUCGCAGGCACCUAGAGAACGGCGACGGGUACUCGGCGCUUCAGAUCUACUUGAGCUGCUCUGAACUGCGCAAGUCUCUCGAUCCCAACUGCUUUUACGGGGACUCCGUUAAUCGGUGCACACCCGUCCACCUAGCUGCCAAACACGGGAUGAGACCGUUACUGAGGAUCUUCCUGCGGGAGAUGCAGGGGGACCCGACGAUCAGGUCAGGCCAUGGAGAAACUGCACUUCACUGUGCCAGCCAUGGCAGUCCUGACUUGACACAAGUGGAGUGCCGAGUGAACUGUCUUAACCUUCUCAUCCAAUGGCGGGGUUAUGACGGAGAAGCGUUAGACCUCAAUGCGAAAGAUAAUGACGGAAACACUGCCUUGCAUUAUGCUGCUAGUAGUGGGAUGAAGAAGUGUGUGGAGCUUCUUGUUUCUCAUGACGUGUCCCUAUUCGAGGAGAAUAAUGCUGGUGAGACGGCAUGUGAGAUGGCGGACAAGGCUGGCUUCAAGAGCUUGGCAGACUACCUUGAAUCAAAGAUGGUCUUUUCUAGCUGUGUUACUAUCAAGCCAAAGGACAAGGACCCGGCACUUGAGCUUGAUAAGGCAUACGAUGGGUUGCGACCUCAAGAAUUGCAAGAAGCCAAAGAUCUUCUUCUUGUUGAAACAUCUGACAUGCUCCAUGUGCCUUUGUUCACAGCAGAAGCGCUUCUACGAUGUCAUGAUUGGAGCCAGGUGGCCCUGCUGGAAGCAUGGGUCCAAGACCCAGUCGGGUGCUGCCUGGCUGCAGGAGUACAGCCAACGACAUCUGCAGUGCACGCGUCCGAGCGCAGCAAUGAUCCUGUGGUGACAGAAGAGUACCAGUCGGGCUCUCUCAACUCAUCAUCACCUUCGACACCGAGUGGACCGCAAGGCCGCUCGCCUGCUAGAUUGCCUUGCAGCAUCUGCUCAGAAGUGGUGCACGAGCCAGAUCCUGUCAUUGUUCCUUGUCAGCACGAGUUCUGUAUCUCCUGCUGGCGCAGCUACCUCACAAUCAAGAUUCAGGAAGGGGAUGUGCACAGCAUUGUGUGUCCUGCCGUCGGCUGUUCUCAGCUUGUUCCUGUGGACAUCAUUGAGCACAUUGUCAGCCCCGACAUGGUGCGCCGAUAUCUACAGUUUGACAUUGUGGCCUUUGUGGAAAGCAACCCUAACUUCAAGUGGUGUCCAUGGGCCGGUUGUGGGAGGGCAGUGCACUUGCCGGAAUCAGUUGACCCACCUCCUUUGCGCCUUCCCAAGUCCACUCCCAGAGAGCCCAUGUCACACUCUGUGGAUUGUGGAAAUCGCCACUAUUUUUGUUGGGAAUGUCUGGGCACAGCACAUGCACCUUGCUGCUGUGAGAAAUGGGAGGAGUGGCAAAAGAAGGUGGCCGAGGCUAAACCUGAGGAAUUGAAGAGUGCCUGCAGUCGUACGGAAGAAGCUGCCAAUUGCCUUUGGAUGGUCACAAAUUCAAAGCCGUGCCCCUGUUGUAAGUCUCCAAUUCAAAAGAACGAGGGAUGCAACCACAUCAAGUGCUACAAGUGCAAGCAUGACUUUUGCUGGGUCUGCCUAGAACCAUGGAAGAGGCACAGCUCUGCGACGGGUGGAUACUUUCGUUGCAACAGGUUUGAAGCUGUGAAUCGUGCGGAGGAGCAUGCUGGUGCUAUUAUUAGUGAGGCUGAGACCAAAAACAAAGAAAUGCAAGAACUCAAGAAGUUUGCCCAUUACUACACUUUGUUCAAGAAACACGAAAAGAGACACAAGAAUGAAAUUCUCAUUGAAAAGCGGCUCAAUGAAAAAGAAGGGUGCUGGGUACGUGAAUUUGGUGAAGGUGAAGAUGGUUUGCCCAAUGUUCACUUCCUUGGAGACGCAGCAUGGGAGCUGCUGCGAGCACGCAGAAUCCUGUGUGGUUCAUAUGCUUAUGGCUACUACAUGAAGGAUGAGGGAUAUGCCAAAACAGUCUUCGAGCUUCUUCAGAGUAACUUGGAAGAGGCAGCAAAGAAUUUGUCGGAUAUAUUGUCAACACCACGCCUGCGAGCUUCGCACCGCACAAUCGUGGAGAGUGCAGAGAGGGUGCUUAGGAAGCGUGAGGAGUUCCUGAAGGCUGUAGCCCGUGGCCUUGUUCCUCCUGAGACUCCACCGUCAUCGAGGCGCACCCGGAGACGGCGUUACCCGACUGUAUUUGGCCUUGAUCCUCCAGAAGACGAACAGCUUAUGAUAGCUCUGCUGGAGUCAAUUGGAGAUGGGCCCAUGGAGGACCCCUGGGUCAAAGAUGCCCGUGGAUGCCAUGCUAACCUGUCAGCACUUUUCGACUGGCCCCGGGAUCCCAGCACUAGCGGCAGCAGCUCUCGGACACAGAGGAUGAGGACCGCAAGUCGGCACUUAUUCAGGCUGUCGGUGUCUGCUCACGAGAAGGUUGUACAAGACCACGUGCACGAAACCCCAGAACACAAAAACUUCACGAAUACUGCUCUCUCAGAUGCCAGACAAAGCACAAUAACGGAGAGCUUCAUCAAUUACAUAAUGAGGUUGACUUCUCAAUGGAUCUGAUGAUUGCAUUAGAGCUGUCAAGAAUGCAGAUGAUUGAAGACCAGCGUCGUUUUGAACGUGGCUGUGAUUCUGAGUCAACGAUAAAUGAUGCUGCCAGUGCAGAUUCUCAUCAAAGUAUGCUGCCUUCAUCACCUGCCCCAUGCUGUUCUUCAGGUGACGAGCAUCUGGCAUUGUCACCUGCCCACAGCUCGAGGAGCGACAGCUCUUAUAUCCCUGCGAGUCCAUCACGAAAGCACUAGCAUCUCCAAAUACCGGUGCUGAGGGCAUGUCAGAGCCUGCGAGUGUUGCUGAAACAGAGGAAUCUAGUGUCCAACUUGCCAGAUAGUAGUCACAAGCUGGAAAAGGAUCUUUUCCGUCCUGGGGCCAAAUCAGAGUGAGCGAUCAGAAAACAAAAGUAGGAGAAAUGGUGUCGUAUCUGUUUCAAUAUUUUAUUUUUCAGCGUUUCGUUCGCUGCAGUACUAUUUUCAACAAUGCUCGUUGCUUUCAGGGGUGUGUGAACUAAGCAUCACAUCUCGAUUCACAUUUGGAUUUUUUUCUUUGCACCGAGCCUGCAUCUAGGCAGUUUUAGUCACGAGGUGCAGGAGCCUGAAUCGGAGCUAUUUCAGCUGUGGAAAUAUUGCUCAUGCAGAAAAAUCUACACUUACGUGUCAGUCUUUUCAAGUGCCCUGCAUACAAAAACGGCUUGAAUUCAUAGGUACGAAUUUGUCCCAAUGUAAUGAAGGCUGUUUAUCUCUCGGGUGCAGAGCAAGAAUGCAGGUCACAAAUGAGUAAACAAGACAAAGCACCUUGUUCUGUUUAUUCAUCUGCAUCCUGCAUUCUUUGCGCUGUACCCAAGAAUGAAUCGCCAACAUGCCGAAUCUUAUACCUUAGAUGUUUAUUUGCAUGGUCUUGGAUGUCGUUUCUGGAAACAUUGAAACAACAAGCGAAUUCGUUGUGUUAUUGUCCUUGUAAUUUUGCAGGUUACUGAAAAGAACAAUAUGUAACAGUAAGAAGGAAAAUUUGGAACAAGCGAAGUGCUAAAGCGUGUUACUGUUGCCAUCACUGCUUAAGCCACAUAUCUAGGGCAUGUCUAGGCCUAACGGCCGAUGUCAAAGAUAUCAUUUCGUAAGGGUUUUAAAAGCUUUGUUUUUUUUUUUUUUGGUUCAUCACAAACUGAGCUUCAUGUUCUCACCAGUUUUUCAUGUUGAUUUCUGUUAGCAAAUAGUAUAUUUAGUAGGUGCACUGGUCCAGGAAAUAUGGAGGUUUGAAAAGGGUAAUAAUGGCUACUUAUUAUGAGGCUCUUUGGCUAUUUUGUCUUGCUAAAUUAAAAAAGCUAGUGAAUGCCAUCUGUAGGUGAGAAAUAAAAUAGAUGUUCAUAAUAAUCUUUAAAUUUUUUUAUUAUUACCUCUAAUUGUAAUUAGCAAAAUGAAUCUGUAACAAUGAAAAUCGCAUCACUUCCUGGCCAAUUUUAUUAAGAGUAAUAUGAUGCCAAGCUUAUCAUUUUAAAUUAAGCUAAACCAUGAAUACAGUGAGCAGAAUCAUCAAACUAGAAAAAUGCACUUAAAGUGUUACAGAUCUGUAACUUUGGCUAAAAAUGGUGCUACAGCACUACAUAGUCUAUAAUUUGGCAUCUUCAUUCUUAAAGGAGCACUGACAUCAAAUUUGUUCAUAGCAAGAUUUUUGCAUCCACGAUUUGUUAUUGACCCUCUAGUAGUGAUUAGCGACCUAUAACCCGACUGAGGGACGAAUAACUAUUUAUUUUAGAGGCGUAGGUGUGGGUCGUUCGCUCGUAGUUGUAUUAUAGUGAAUAGAUAGGGAUAGUGGGACGAUGGCGGUCCUCCUGGUGAGGACGUUUGCACAGAAAUCGCCAGGCACACCGCAUGUGGCUGCUUGUUUGCAGCAUUUUCAAAUGAUGACUGCGAUAUGUUUAAAGUUUAUGCUUGACUCCUGAUGGCCUAAAUUGUACACUGUUCAACUAAAAGAGCAUAAAUAGUUUUGUCUUGAAAGUUCCAAGACAAGAGAUUUUAGAGGCAAGCUUGUCAGUGAGGAUUUGGAAUUGCACAUGGCUACUUGGACAGAACGAAUGUGUUCCUGCUCAGGCGAUGCCGUGCAUGAAAAAAAAAAAAAAAAAACCAACCCUCAAGAGAAUGACAGAUAAAGAACUGAAAGAAUGGAUCAAACCAUUUUAAUCAACACAAAAACAUUCUUCAAAAACUAUAUGUGCGAACACAAACCCAUGCAUCUAGGUCAUUCGACUGAGCUUACUGAUAUGAUUUGCUCUCUGUCCAAGCGCAGAUACGUGAAGACACAGGCUAAACAAUUCUCGUGUUUUUUUUUUUCUUGUGAGUGUCGCAUAGAAUAACAUUAGAGCAGAGUAGGCUGUUCUUCACAAGAGACAAAAUGUUAAAUGCUGUUCGUGUUUAGCUCCGAGACAAUGAAGCAUUCAGCGUACAUAUUCUGAAGUGCGUCUACAAAUAUGCACAAAUCAGGGCUUGGUUGAGAUACUCAUAAAGGUAUUCUGAAAUGCAAAUGCGGAAAUUCACGUGCUGGAAACCUAAAAAUGCAGGUACUGAGAAACAUAUAUGUAUGAAAAUAUAACAUGGUAUUAUGAAGAUAAUUUUGCAAAAA